AUGCAGGCUCCCAGCUUGUCGUCGCCAGUGCCAUGGCUGUUGUUUCUGCUCUUUUCUCCUGCCGAUUCUUACUUUGGCAACGCUGUCGUUCGUUGCCAGUUUAAUUCCACGCGAGAUGUGGUUUUUCUGGAACAAUUGUUCUUCAACAAAGUGUUUCUGGGCGAAUACAACAGCAUGCUGGGAAAAUAUGUGGGCUACACAGAGAAAAUGCGGAAAAUCACUGAAGAAUUUAACAAGAGCAAAGGGUUUCUGGAACGAGCAAGAAAGAAUCAAAAGCAAUGUGAAGACAACCGUGAGCUGGUCUAUGAUGUCAUGUUGACACCUGCUGAGCCUUCUGUCACACUGAGGUCAGUUGAGGCAGCAGGCACGUCUCAUCCAGGAAUGCUUGUCUGCAGCGCUUACGAUUUUUACCCCAAAAACAUCAAACUGACAUGGCUGAGGAACGGACACGAGGUGACCUCCGACGUGACGUCGACAGAGGAGCUGUCCAACGGAAACUGGCUCUACCAAAUCCACUCACAUCUGGAAAUUGAUCCCUCCCCUGGAGAUAAAAUCACCUGUAAGGUGGAGCACGCCAGCCUCAUGGAGCCCAAGCUCUAUGAGUGGGAAUUGGUCACAACAUCAGACAAGAAUAAGAUCGCAGCAGGGACAGCGGGGAUUGUGCUUGGCCUGGUUUUUCUUUUUCCCGGAGUCAUUUUCUACAGGAGGCGCAAUAAUGGUCACCAACCUGUGCCAACAAAUCCAGGAACACAAUAAAGAUUAUGUACAUGAAGCACAUGAACUGAAACGUUUAAACAUACAGUCUGUUACAGCUGCCCUGUAUUGUCUCUUCAUUGCCCCCCAGCAAGUGUGUGAGUGUAUGUCUGUGUGGUUUCCCAGGUUGCUGCUGCUGCAGGAACCAAUCAUCCCUUCAUCGCCUGCACCUGUUGAGCCUGGGCAGAGAGCCGUUCGUCAGCCUAUCCUGCAAACACACCUGAGGAGCUAAAAGGGAUUGGCUGUAACAAACCAGUAGUAGUAGUAGUAACCUAGUAGUUAGUUGUGGCUGUUGUUGGUUAGCGAGGCACUCGACUCUGUGAUGUCUAGUACUGUGUUUUGGUUUCAGGAAUCUUUUGUUGUAUUUUCUUUAUUAUUAGUUAUGCCAUUUGGCAUUUUUUGUGGUCUGACAACUCUAGUUUAAAGUCUAUUUUUGUUACUGUUUAAUCUUAAUUUUGUUAAUAAAUAACAUUAAUUUCCACUUAGCA
Messenger RNA from Salarias fasciatus (jewelled blenny), 1241 nucleotides. RefSeq names its product H-2 class II histocompatibility antigen, E-S beta chain-like. The coding region runs from base 1 to 756 and encodes 251 amino acids. The transcript has 5 exons. Gene Ontology annotation, cellular component: membrane; MHC class II protein complex. The record is from RefSeq and is a predicted model, not a curated record. NCBI's taxonomy places the organism in Eukaryota, Metazoa, Chordata, Actinopteri, Blenniiformes, Blenniidae. Gene Ontology annotation, biological process: immune response; antigen processing and presentation.